Messenger RNA from Microthlaspi erraticum, 2913 nucleotides. Lineage: Eukaryota; Viridiplantae; Streptophyta; Magnoliopsida; Brassicales; Brassicaceae. The record is from the annotation of a GenBank genome assembly.
AUGGCCGUCGAGAAAUCGAACACGACGGUGGGAAGUGUGGAGAUAGUGAAGCCGCGUACGGAUAACAGAGAAUAUCGGAGGAUUGUUCUUAAGAACUCGCUCCAGGUCUUAUUGAUCAGCGAUCCCGAUACCGAUAAGUGUGCUGCUUCAAUGAGCGUUAGUAUCGGUUCCUUCUCUGACCCACAAGGACUAGAAGGCUUAGCUCAUUUCCUUGAGCAUAUGCUGUUUUACGCAAGUGCAAAAUACCCAGAGGAAGAUAGUUACUCCAAGUACAUCACUGAGCAUGGAGGUAGCAGAAAUGCGUAUACAUCCUCGGAAGAGACGAACUACCAUUUCGAUAUUAAUGCUGAUUGUUUCAGUGAGGCUUUGGAUAGGUUUGCUCAGUUCUUUAUCAAACCACUAAUGUCAGCUGAUGCCACUAUGAGGGAGGUUAAGGCCGUUGACUCAGAGAAUCAGAAAAACUUACUCUCUGAUGGUUGGCGGAUGCGACAGCUACAGAAGCAUCUGAGCAAAGAAGACCAUCCAUUUCACAAGUUUAGCACAGGAAAUAUGGACACACUUCAUGUACGACCCCAAGCGAAAGGAGUGGAUACAACAAGUGAGCUUAUUAAGUUCUAUGAAGAACACUAUUCCGCCAACAUCAUGCAUCUGGUUGUAUAUGGGAAGGAAAGCCUUGACAAAACUCAAGAUCUUGUGGAAGGGAUGUUCCAAGAAAUCCAAAACACCAACAAAAGUAUCCCUAGAUUUCCUGGCCAGCCAUGCACUCCGGACCAUUUGGAGAUUCUUGUGAAGGCUGUUCCUAUUAAGCAAGGACACAAGCUUAGUGUUUCAUGGCCUGUUACUCCUAGCAUUCAUCAUUAUGAAGAAGCACCAAGCCAGUACCUUGGGCAUCUUAUUGGCCAUGAAGGCGAAGGAAGUUUGUUUUAUGCCUUGAAAACCUUGGGUUGGGCAACGGGACUGUCUGCUGGUGAAGGAGAUGGGACUCUAGAUUAUUCUUUCUUCGAGGUUUCAAUUGACCUUACCGAUGCUGGUCAUGAGCAUAUACAAGAUAUUUUAGGAUUGCUGUUCAGAUACAUUCAGCUAUUACAACAGAGUGGUGUUUGCCAAUGGAUUUUUGAUGAGCUCUCAGCCAUCAGUGAGACAAAAUUUCAUUAUCAAGACAAAGUACCACCAAUGUCCUAUAUAGUGGAUAUUGCGUCAAACAUGCAGAUAUUUCCGGUCAGGGAUUGGCUGGUUGGAUUAUCACUGCCUUCUAAAUUUAAUGCAGCCACUGUACAAAAGGUUGUAGAUGAGCUUUCCCCCAGCAAUGUUCGAAUCUUUUGGGAAUCACAGAAAUUUGAAGGACAAACUGACAAAGCUGAGCCGUGGUAUAACACUGCCUAUUCUCUUGAGAAGAUAACCAGUUCCACCAUUCAGGAGUGGGUGCAGUCAGCUCCUGAGGCAAAUCUGCAUCUACCAGCGCCUAAUGUUUUCAUUCCUACAGAUUUAUCAUUAAAGGAUGCUAAGGACAAGGAGACUGUCCCGGUUUUGCUGAGAAAUUCGCCUUUCUCAAGAUUGUGGUACAAGCCAGAUACGAUGUUCUCGAAACCAAAGGCAUAUGUUAAGAUGGAUUUCAACUGCCCACUUGCAGUCAGCUCUCCUGACGCAGCGGUUCUUACUGAUAUUUUUACGCGGUUGCUGAUGGACUACUUAAAUGAAUAUGCUUAUUAUGCACAAGUGGCUGGUCUUUACUAUGGAGUGAGCCUUUCGGACAAUGGUUUCGAGUUGACCCUUAUUGGUUAUAAUCACAAAUUGAAGAUCUUGCUGGAAACUGUUAUUGGAAAGAUAGCAAAUUUUGAAGUUAAACCUGAGAGGUUUGCUAUUAUCAAGGAAACUGUCACAAAGGAGUAUCAGAACUACAAAUUCCGACAGCCAUAUCACCAAGCAAUGUAUUACUGCUCACUGAUAUUACAAGAUCAGACCUGGCCUUGGACAGAGGAACUAGAUGCCCUUUCUCAUUUGGAAGCUGAAGAUGUAGCUAAGUUUGUCCCAAUGUUGUUAUCAAGGACGUUCCUUGAGUGUUAUAUAGCAGGUAAUGUGGAGAAUAACGAAGCUGAGUCAAUGGUCAAGCAUAUUGAAGAUGUUCUGUUUAACGACUCAAAACCCAUAUGCCGACCUUUAUUCCCAUCACAGCAUCUGACUAAUAGAGUUGUAAAGCUCGAAGAAGGAAUGAAGUAUUUCUACCACCAAGAUGGUUCAAAUCCCAGUGAUGAAAAUUCUGCUCUAGUACACUACAUCCAGGGUCAUAGAGACGACUUUGCCAUGAAUAUCAAACUUCAGCUAUUUGGUCUAGUUGCAAAGCAAGCCACCUUUCACCAACUUAGAGCAGUCGAGCAGCUUGGUUAUAUCACUGCACUUGCUCAGAGGAACGAUUCUGGCAUAUAUGGUGUACAGUUCAUUAUCCAGUCCUCAGUUAAGGGUCCUGGACAUAUUGAUUCGAGGGUAGAGUCAUUACUGACGAACUUUGAGAGUAAACUUCGCGAGAUGAGUGAUGAGGAGUUCAAGAGCAAUGUAACAGCUUUGAUAGACAUGAAGCUUGAAAAGCACAAGAACUUGAAGGAGGAAUCCCGGUUUUACUGGCGUGAGAUUCAAAGUGGAACACUCAAAUUCAACCGCAAAGAGGCAGAGGUCGCUGCGUUGAAGCAGCUUCAGAAGCGAGAGCUGAUUGAUUUCUUCGACGAGUACAUAAAGGUUGGAGCAGCAAAGAAGAAAUCGCUGAGCAUCAGAGUAUACGGGAGCCAACAUCUGAAGGAAAUGGCAAGUGACAAAGACGAAGUCCCGUCACCGUCUGUUGAAAUCGAAGACAUUGUUGGCUUCAGAAAGUCACAGCCUCUUCACGGGUCGUUCAGGGGAUGCGGGCAACCCAAGCUGUGA